Messenger RNA from Aureobasidium uvarum, 1176 nucleotides. The record is from the annotation of a GenBank genome assembly. NCBI's taxonomy places the organism in Eukaryota, Fungi, Ascomycota, Dothideomycetes, Dothideales, Saccotheciaceae.
AUGGCCAUGACCGAAUCGCGAAGCGCUGUUUUCCAUCGAAGUCUCCAUUCAGACCCCAUGUCAGUGGUUGGAGCUACUGGAAAUUACCUGCAUCUAUCCGAUGGUGGAAAACUGCUCGAUGCUACAGGAGGAGCGGCUGUGUCAUGUCUUGGGCAUGGCAACAAGCGUGUGAAGGAGGCGAUUAUAAGUCAGUUGGAUGUUGUGUCGUACGUACAUUCUGCAACAUUUGCUACGGAAGCUGCAGAGAAGCUUGCAAAAGAACUCGUCGAUUCAACGGAUGGAGCCAUGUCGAAGGCGUAUAUUGUCAGCUCUGGUUCCGAAGCAAUGGAGGCAGCUAUGAAGCUUGCAAGACAACACUACCUCGAGUCCAAGCCCCCGCAGCCACAAAGAACCAAGUUCAUCGCCAGGCACGAGUCCUAUCAUGGAACGACCCUCGGAGCACUUUCGAUCAGUGGCCACAAGGCACGCCGUGCUCCAUACGAACCCAUGUUGCUCCCAAAUAUGAGUAGGGUCUCUGCCUGCAACGCGUAUCGUGGCAUGAAAAAGAGCGAGACAGAGGCACAAUACGUGGACAGAUUGGCAAAUGAGCUUGAUGAAGAGUUCCAGCGCCUUGGACCGGAAAGUGUGUGCGCCUUCGUUGCCGAACCUGUUGUCGGUGCUACAAUUGGCAAGGGGCUAGGUGGUGGGUAUGCGCCUGUAGCGGGCGUACUGAUCAGUCGCAAGGUUACAGAUACACUCUUUGGAGGCACCGGUGCUUUUACCCAUGGCCAGACAUAUCAAGGUCAUCCUGUCAGUUGCCGAGCGGCGCUGGAAGUACUCAGAGUCAUCCAGGAAGAGAAGCUGGUACAGAAUGUGGCUGCUAUGGGCGAGAAGCUGGAGGAACUUUUGAAGCAGAAAGUUUUGCCAUUGCCUCACGUUGAGAACAGAUUGAGUUUGUCAAAGACAAGACAACCAAAGAGCCGUUCGAUCCGAAAGAGAAUGUCGCAAUGGACAUCCACGANAAAGGGGCUGAGCGAUCCACACAACAUCACGCUCUACCCUGGAAGUGGCACCGUUGACGGCAAGAUCGGAGACCACAUUCUCCUGGCUCCUGCGUACAAUGUGACGGCGGACGUGAUCGAGCUGAUAGUGCAAAAGACUGCGAGAGUGAUUGAGGAGUACUUCCAGAAAGCGUAG